AAAAGCCUCCCCUCUCUGUGGUGUGUUUGCCCAUUGGACAACAGCAGCAGGACUAGGAGGAGCCAGAGUGAACACUACCGCUGCCUCUGCUCUUUCUCUGCGCUCUGCUCGGUGCUCUGCUGCAGGCUGCGUGGCUCUCCGAGAACAAACCCAGUCACUAUAACUUUUUGCUACUGUUUUGUUUCAUUGUUGUUGUGUUUUUUUUUUCUUUCGCGUUUAAAACUCAAAGCUUGCCAUCGUACAAAUGGCUCAACCAUUUCCCACCAGUUUAGGACACGGCACGGCUUUAAACUCAGAAAACGGAUUCGUCUAAAGUGAGCCACAACUUCAAACAAACCCAGCGACGGAACAAGUUGUAACCGAGAUAAAGGAAUCCGGAUCCAGCUCUGCUCCUCCUGUCCGUCGAGGUCUAAGUCAAGAUGUCUGUCAGUAACCACGAAAACAGAAAGUCUCGCUCCAGUUCUGGCUCCAUGAAUAUCCAGCUCUUCCACAAGACAUCCCACGCCGACAGCCUGUUGACUCAACUCAACCUGUUGCGCAAACGAAAAGUCUUCACAGAUGUUGUCCUGAAAGCCGGAAACCGAUCCUUCCCCUGUCACCGGGCCGUCCUGGCCUCCUGCAGCCGAUACUUUGAGGCCAUGUUCAGUGGCGGGCUCAGGGAGAGUCGUGACGCUGAGGUCAACUUCCACGACUCUCUCCACCCGGAGGUGCUGGAGCUUUUGCUCGAUUACGCCUACUCGGCCCGGGUAAUAAUCAACGAGGAAAACGCGGAGUCACUCCUAGAGGCCGGGGACAUGCUCCAGUUCCACGACAUUAGGGACGCUGCGGCAGAGUUUCUAGAAAAGAACCUCCACCAGUCGAACUGUCUGGGGAUGAUGCUGCUGUCGGACGCCCAUCAGUGUCAGAGGCUGUACGAGCUGUCGUGGAGGAUGUGCCUGGCAAACUUUGCAACUCUCUUCAGGACAGAGGACUUCCUCAGCCUGCCCAGAGACAAAGUCCAGGAGCUGAUUCUCAGCGAGGAACUGGAGGUGGAGGAUGAGAGCCUAGUGUACGAGGCUGUUAUUGACUGGGUUAAGGCAGACAUGGAGCGGAGGCACAGUGAGCUUCCAGAGCUGCUGCGAUGCGUCCGCCUGGCGCUGCUGCCCGAAACGUAUCUGCUGAAGAAUGUCGCUUCAGAGGAGUUGGUGAUGUGCCACAAGGUGGGCCGGGAGAUCGUUGAAGACGCCGUGCGGUGUAAGAUGAGGAUCCUCCAGAACGACGGCAUCGUAACAGGGUUCUGUGCCCGGCCAAGGAAGGUCAGCCAGGCCCUGCUGCUGCUUGGAGGCCAGACUUUUAUGUGUGAUAAAGUCUACAUGAUCGACAACAAGACCAAGGAGAUCACACCCAAAACAGACAUCCCCAGCCCCAGGAAAGAAUGCAGUGCCUGUGCUAUUGGUUGCAAGGUUUAUGUUACAGGAGGGCGUGGCUCUGAGAACGGAGCCUCCAAAGACGUCUGGGUCUACGACACAUUACACGACGAGUGGUCCAAAGCAGCCCCCAUGUUGGUCGCCAGAUUCGGACACGGUUCUGCGGAGCUCGACCACAUGCUGUAUGUGGUUGGAGGACACACUUCUCUUGCAGGAUCCUUCCCCGCCUCGCCAUCUGUGUCUCUCAAACAGGUGGAGCAGUACGACCCUCAGACCAAUAAAUGGACCCUGGUGGCUCCGCUCAGAGAAGGUGUGAGCAACGCCGCUGUCGUGGGCGCCAAAAACAAACUCUUUGCCUUCGGGGGCACCAGCGUCAACAGAGACAAGUAUCCCAAGGUGCAGUGCUUUGACCCCUGCCAGAACCGGUGGUCUGUACCGGCCGCCUGCCCGCAGCUGUGGCGAUACACGGCUGCAGCUGUAGUUGGCAACCAUGUCGUGGUGAUCGGCGGCGACACUGAAUUCUCGGCCAGCUCUGCUUACCGGUUCAACAGCGAGACGUACCAGUGGUCGAAGUUUGGUGACGUGACGGCCAAGCGAAUCAGCUGCCACGCGGUGGCGUCAGGAAACAGACUGUAUGUGGUCGGGGGAUACUUUGGGGCCCAGAGGUGUAAGACACUAGACUGUUACGAUCCAUCAUCAGACUCUUGGGACAGCGUGACCAGUGUGCCCUACUCACUCAUUCCCACUGCCUUCGUCAGCACAUGGAAGUACCUCUCGGCAUAGAGGGACGCACUGUCUGAGGUUUCUACGAUCAGCCGUGGUGUCUGGUAUGCAGUCUCCCUUCGCUGGCUCCGGAGAGGAGGAGGAAGAGGAAGGUUUUGUGUAUUCCUGCUGUGGCUCCCUCCACUUCACAUUAUCUUCAUCUGCAGAGGAGGGAAGGCCUGAAGUCCUGGAAACAGCCCAGAGACUGUAAGUCUGUGGCCUCUCUCCACCUGAUCUGUUUACUCGCCCCUCUUGUGUAACUUUCCCAUGUAGCCACUAGCCUGAGCUGGACUUGUUGCCAUGUAUACUGCUGGGACUUCAUGGCCGUCUCUAUAUAACAUGCAAUCCACAGCCAGGAAACAGACCAGUAGCAUAGUCGUGCUCUAUGGUCAUCUGCCUUGGAUAUUCCAACUUUUCCCUCUCCCCCUCCUGGGUCGAAUAAGCUACUGUGACUGUAUCAGCCCUGCACUGCUCAACUGACUCACUCCAUCAUCCCAACGUCCGUUAUCUAGAUUACCAGUUUAACAGACGCUGACUCUCUCUGACAUGUUGUUUUACAGUCAACAUAAAGAAGAAAGUCGGCUGUCCUUUCUUGUGGUUCCUCUCCCCUCCUGACACUGGGCGUUUACUCAGGUGUAAUUUAUUUGGACUGCUGAUAGACUGAAUUAGACCUUUGGCUCUGCCAGGCGUAUGGGGAACGAGAGAAGACAUUUGGGGAAGUGUAUGAUUUUGUGCACAGAAACAAUCUUCCUGUCUGUAUUUUUAGACGUUGGACUUGGGCUUCCCUCAAUUUUGGUGAGCUAAAUUUGUAUCUUCCUCCUCAACUUAAAAUACAAGCUCGCAAGAGAGAAUGUGGCCCAUUACGGCUGAAGAAGAUACUCUUCUGUUUCGAGAUGUUAUUUCAAACUAUGAUUUUUUUUUUGUGUGUGUUUUUGUGUCUCAGGGUAAUGUAUAGUUUUGCCUGUAUUUGUUCAAGGAAGGGUAACCAUUUUGUUUUAUACCUUUUCCAUUCUGAAUACUUUUUUGUGAAUGUACUAGUUUUGUGAUCAACAGUUUUCAUUUUAGAAUACAUUCUUACAUUGUGAAAAUGUAUGAUUACGCUCCAUAGCAGCGGCCAUAUUCAAAACCUAAAUAUUGCCAAAACCUGAUUAGCUAACCUUAGUGUUAUGUUGGAUUUAAAUAAUGAAAGCUAGGUGUUUCCAAAGUAGUUUAAUUUGUAGCUGUAAUAUUUGAGUAUCUUUAAUGAAAGUCUUUUGUGUAUAGUUUGUAUAUUUGCUUUGUAUUUGUAGAAGCCUUUGAUUUGCACAGUUUGUACAAAGACGUCUCUAAACAGUCUUACAUUAUUAUUUUUUUUAUCUUUGUCUUAACCCAGCUUGGGUAGUGUGAAUAAUCAAAGCCUUUUUGUAGCACAUAACUGAGUUAUUUCUCUCUCAACAGUCUUCAUUUGUGUGCAGUUUUCCCGAUAUAUCAAGUAUACUGGUAUAUUAAGCUAUUACUGAUGCACCGUCUGUUACUUCAUGUUCUACAGCUCGUAACUUGUCAAUAAAUGUCAACUUGUUGAAAACAUA
This is a messenger RNA of Lates calcarifer (barramundi perch), 3736 nucleotides long. It is a transcript of the gene enc3, whose product is annotated as ectodermal-neural cortex 3. The transcript is spliced from 4 exons. Gene Ontology annotation, molecular function: protein binding. Bases 420 to 2189 code for a protein of 589 amino acids. The record is from RefSeq and is a predicted model, not a curated record. NCBI's taxonomy places the organism in Eukaryota, Metazoa, Chordata, Actinopteri, Centropomidae.